Heterocephalus glaber (naked mole-rat) is the source of this 550-nucleotide messenger RNA. RefSeq names its product mitochondrial import inner membrane translocase subunit Tim8 A. Lineage: Eukaryota; Metazoa; Chordata; Mammalia; Rodentia; Bathyergidae. The record is from RefSeq and is a predicted model, not a curated record.
GUUGUGGUUCCGGUUCCGCUGCCCACACGUGAAGUGAAGGUCGGUGAAUUGGUGCGGUGUACGUCUAGGCAAGCGUGCUCGCGCUGGCAUGGAUUCCUCCUCUUCGUCUUCCGCGGCGGGUCUGGGCGUAGUGGACCCACAGUUGCAGCAUUUCAUCGAGGUGGAGACUCAGAAGCAGCGUUUCCAGCAGCUGGUGCACCAGAUGACUGAACUUUGUUGGGAGAAGUGUAUGGACAAGCCAGGGCCAAAGUUGGACAGUCGGGCUGAGGCCUGUUUUGUGAACUGCGUUGAGCGCUUCAUCGAUACAAGCCAGUUCAUCUUGAAUCGACUGGAACAGACCCAGAAGUCCAAGCCAGUCUUCUCAGAAAACCUUUCUGACUGAUCUUAGCAUUACCUCUUUAGAAAAGGAAGGUAGUUCAAGAAAAGAACUGCUGAUGGGAUGAAGAAAUGGCUGUUGGGGUGACUGACUCCCACUUUCUGUCACUUUUGAGACAUUUUGUCAUUUGAGAAUAAACAAAGACUAGUUUUUGUGUGUGGGGUUUUAGGGUCA